ACCAUUUAAAGGACAUGGGCUGUUUGCAAGUAUUCAUAAAUGCUAUUGUUGUAGCUUUGAUGGCUAUAUACGUGUAUGAAAAUGAAAGAAAAAUGGAGAAAAUGUCGACCCAGCAUGAUCAAACAGAAAAGGAGAUCGAUGUAUUAAAGAUAGAAGCUAAAAGGAAAGAUGACCACAUGAAAGAGUUAUUAUCAACAAAAGCAGAGACAGAGAAACUAACCCAAUUAGAAAAUCAACAGAUCGAAGGAACAAAAAAACUAACUGAAAUAGAAAAUCAACAAAUCGCAGGGACAAGAAAACUUACUGAAGUAGAAAAGCAACAAAUCGCAGGGACAAAACAAAUUGCUGAAGUGGAAAAUCAACUUCUCAAGUCAAAUGAAAAAGGGGUGACAUACAUCAGAUGGGGUAAGACAAAAUGUGAUGGAAAUAACACUGAAACAAUAUAUUCAGGUCAAGUAGGUGGUGGUCACUACUCACACACCGGGGCAAGCGUAAACUACGUAUGUUUACCUGACAACCCAGACGUCGCACUCCCGCUCAAAAAAGGUGGUGGCUACGCUAUUCUGUAUGGGGCAGAAUACGAAAUAUUUGAACCAAACAAACCAGAAGGAAUCAGAUCUGGUAUAUCAGAUCAUGACGUUGCUUGUGCAGCAUGUCUAGCAAAAGGAAAACAAAUAUCAAUUAUGAUACCAGGAAGAAAAACUUGUUACAAUGGAUGGACAAAAGAAUACGAAGGAAUUUUAAUGGCAGGAUCAACUGUUCAUGUUGCUGCAUCAGAAUAUGCAUGUGUAGAUAAAGCCACUGAAGUCAUAGCCGGUGGAUCUAAAAACGACAAUGGAAAAUUAUUUUAUCCUGUUAUAACAUCAUGUGGCUCACUAAAAUGUCCGCCAUAUAAACAGGACACAGAAGUAUUGUGUGUUAUUUGCUCAAAAUAGCAAUGUCAAUUUAAUGUAUGGUCCAA
Messenger RNA from Mytilus trossulus (common blue mussel), 961 nucleotides. RefSeq lists its product as uncharacterized. The record is from RefSeq and is a predicted model, not a curated record. The transcript is spliced from 5 exons. Lineage: Eukaryota; Metazoa; Mollusca; Bivalvia; Mytilida; Mytilidae. The coding region runs from base 15 to 935 and encodes 306 amino acids.